UUGUAUUUUUCAGUUGUGCCUGAUGCUUAGGUUUACGGCUACAUCAUGAGUACAUUUUGACAUCUCGGGGCAAGAAACGAUGUCUUCGAGUGUAUCAAUAUCAAUGGAGGCAAGAGGCGAACUGGAUAAAUAUGACAUAACAGUUAUUGUUAUUUACUUUGGACUGGUUCUUGGAGCUGGCCUACUGUCUAUGUUGCGUUCCAAUCGUGGCACCGUGAGUGGAUAUUUCCUGGCAGGCCGCAUGAUGAUAUGGUUGCCUGUCGGUGCAUCGAUCUUUGCGAGCAAUAUUGGAAGUGAACACUUUGUGGGCCUUGCUGGUUCGGGAGCAGCAUCUGGAUUGGGUGUAGGAGCAUUUGAGCUGAAUGCUUUGGUCGUCGUCCAGCUCCUCGGUUGGAUCUUUUUGCCAGUAUAUAUAGCAUGUGGGGCAAGCACAUUACCAGAGUACAUGCACAUGCGCUUUGGUGGGAAGCGACUGAGAGUGUACUUAUCAUGCCUGUCAAUGCUUCUCUACAUCUUCACUAAAAUAUCGGUGAACCUUUUUUCUGGUUCGAUAUUCAUUCAGCAAUCAUUGGGAUGGAACCUGUACUGGUCUAUCUUUCUUCUGCUAGGUCUCACAGCCCUAUGUACAGUAACAGGCGGCUUAGCAGCUGUUAUAUACACAGACACUGUUCAGACUGUUGUGAUGCUCGUGGGUGGCAUAGCCCUGAUGAUUACAUCGUUUGUAAAGAUCGGAGGUUGGAGCUCACUCAUAGUGCAAUAUAUGGAGGCCAUACCGAAUACGACAAAGUUGGAACAUGGUUCCACACACCACACAGACUGCGGCAUGCCAAGGGAAGACUCGUGGUUAAUGUUGCGCAACCCCAUUGACUCCGAUAUUCCGUGGGCUGGUUUUAUCUUUGGUCAGACAAUUGCCUCUAUCUGGUACUGGUGCACUGAUCAAAUGAUGGUGCAGAGAGCAUUGGCUGCCAAGAGCCUCUCUCAUGCUCAGGGUGGGACACUGUUUGCUGGCUACCUCAAGAUUUUGCCGAUAUUUAUCAUGGUUCUUCCGGGAAUGAUAAGUCGUGUACUAUUCACAGAUCUCGUGGCGUGUGUUGACCCUGACGUGUGUGAGAGGGCGUGCGGUAGCCGCACCUCCUGCAGCAACCUUGCCUACCCUCUCCUGGUCUUCAAGCUGAUGCCCAGCGGUGCGAGAGGUGUGAUGGUGGCGGUGAUGUUGGCGGCUCUUAUCAGUGACUUGACAUCAAUCUUCAACAGCAGCAGCACUCUGUUCACCAUCGAUAUCUACACGCACAUCCGUAAGAAGGCGUCUGUGAAAGAGCUGAUGAUUGUUGGCAGGCUGUUUGUGCUUCUCAUGACAGCGAUCAGUGUUGUCUGGGUGCCAGUCAUUCAGACCAUGCAGGGAGGUGAACUGUACCACUACAUACAAACAGUUGCUGCAUACCUCGCACCACCCAUCGCUGCCGCUUACUCUCUGGCAAUUAUAUGGAAGCGGAUGAAUGAAAAGGGGUGCUUCUAUGGGCUCCUGGUUGGGUUCGUUGUUGGAAUUACACGCAUGAUCAUAGACUUCUACUACAAAGUUCCGACAUGUAUGGAAAAGUGGACCGAUGGCGACCCACGCCCUGCGUUUGUGAAGAAUGUGCACUACAUGUACUUUGCACUGAUCUUGUUCUGGCUGACCAUCACCACAGCAGUCAUCGUCAGCUUACUGACCUCACCACUUCCAGCAAAACAUUUGGUGAGAACGACAUACUGGACUCGAAAUGACCAUCGCGAGAUUGUUGACGAGGAUCACUUUGAUGAGGCAGCAGGUAUCCACGACAACGAACGCGAACAACCGGGAAUCCCGAUGGAAGAAAAAAACAAAACAGAAACAGUGGACCAAGAAAGUUCGUCACCAGUUGAACAUGAUUACGUAGCACCAACGUUUCGUAAGUGA
Molecule: messenger RNA, 1936 nt
Organism: Priapulus caudatus
Lineage: Eukaryota; Metazoa; Priapulida; Priapulimorpha; Priapulimorphida; Priapulidae
Product: sodium/myo-inositol cotransporter-like
Exons: 16
Coding region: 80-1936 (618 amino acids)
Biological process (GO): transmembrane transport
Cellular component (GO): plasma membrane
Molecular function (GO): D-glucose:sodium symporter activity
Source: RefSeq, a predicted model, not a curated record